CGUUCAUUCCCAACUAAUUUACUUCCCCAAACUUCUGCAUUCCUUGUCAGAGAGAGAGAGGGGGGGUCCUGCUUCCGCAAAUCCCUUUCUUCAAUCUUCCGGAUUUGUUACAAAGUGUCUCUGUCAUUUGGGUCAAUAAAAAAACAGACCACAGGGAGAAGGAAAAACACCUAGGAAGGUCGACGAUGAUGGCGGCGGCGGCAGUGAGACGAGGAGGUUCAGAAGCCUUUUUCACUGGGUCCCAUUUUCAGCGAUGCCAAAUGAAAAUGACGGGUAUGAUUCUUCCAUCUCCAACCACUUCAUCAAUGUUGUCUAUCAACCACUCCAACUCCAUUUCUUCUUCUAGCAGUAGCUGUAGCAGUACAUAUCAACACAAAAAUGACGCUUCUUCUUCUUUUAGAAACAUUGAUGAUGCCCUUGCUUCUUUCAAUCACAUGCUUCAUAGGAAACCCCUGCCUUGUAUUAUCCAAUUCGCCAAAUUAUUGUCUGCAAUUGUCAAAAUGGGACAGUAUUACGAUGUUGUGAUUUCUCUUUCCAAACAAAUGGAAUUAGUUGGGCUCUCUCCUAAUAUUUAUACGCUUAGUAUCUUUAUGAAUUGCUUCUGCCAGUUGCAACGUGUUGAUCUUGGGUUCUCUGUCUUGGCCAAAGUCAUUAAACUUGGUCUUCAACCCACUAUUGUCACAUUUACCACCUUAAUCAAUGGGCUCUGUAAAGUGGGUGAAUUUGCCCAAGCCGUGGAAUUAUUUGAUGACAUGGUGGCAAAAGGGUGUCAACCUGAUGUCUACACAUAUAAUACGAUUAUCAAUGGCUUAUGUAAGAUUGGGGAAACUGCUGCGGCUGCUGGAUUGCUUAAGAAAAUGGAAGAGGCAGGCUGCCAGCCGAACAUGGUGACAUACAGUACACUCAUUGACAGUCUUUGCAGAGAUAGGCUGGUGAAUGAGGCUUUAGAUAUCUUCUCUUAUAUGAAGGCUAAAGGCAUUUCCCCAGAUAUUUUCACUUACACCUCUUUGAUCCAGGGCUUAUGUAAAUUCAGCCGAUGGAAGGAGGCUUCGGCUUUGCUAAAUGAAAUGACGAGUUUGAAUAUCAUGCCAGAUAUUGUCACCUUCAACGUGCUAGUUGAUACUUUUUGUAAAGAAGGCAAGGUUUCAGAGGCUCUAGGUGUGUUAAAAACAAUGACUGAAAUGGGUGUGGAGCCUAACGUUGUUACUUACAGUUCGUUGAUGUAUGGAUAUUCCUUGUGGACGGAUGUUGUUGAAGCUAGAAAGCUGUUUCAUGUCAUGAUAACCAAGGGUUGUAAACCAAAUAUUUUUAGUUAUAACAUCUUAAUUAAUGGAUAUUGUAAGGCCAAAAGGAUAGACGAGGCCAUGCAGCUUUUUAAUGAAAUGAUUCAUCAAGGCUUAACUCCGAACAAUGUUAGUUACAACACUCUUAUUCAUGGCUUUUGCCAAUUAGGCAAGCUCAGGGAAGCACAAGAUCUUUUCAGGAAUAUGUGCACUAAUGGCAACCUCCCAGAUUUAUUUACUUACUCAAUAUUGCUUGAUGGCUUUUGCAAACAAGGGUAUCUUGGUAAGGCAUUCAGACUGUUUCGAGCAAUGCAAAGUACUUACUUGAAGCCUAAUCUGGUGAUGUAUACCAUCCUGGUUCAUGCCAUGUGCAAAUCUGGGAAUCAUAAAGAUGCUAGGAAACUGUUUUCAGAACUCUUUGUCCAAGGGCUGCAGCCUCAUGUUCAGCUAUACACUACAAUAAUAAAUGGACUUUGUAAAGAAGGAUUGUUAGAUGAAGCAUUGGAAGCUUUCCGAAAUAUGGAAGCGGAUGGCUGCCCUCCAGAUGAAAUUUCUUAUAAUGUUAUUAUUCGAGGACUUCUCCAGCAUAAGGAUGAAUCAAGGGCGUUGCUACUUGUUGGAGAAAUGAGAGACAGAGGUUUCAUUGCAGAUGUGAGACCAUGCUUAAGUGAAGUUUGCCAAGCUUGGAACUCAAGGUCCAUUUCUUGAAAGAAAGAUUUACUUUCAAAUCAGAAAUGAAAAAUUCAGUGAAACUUUUUGAAGACAAUCCUCUUUUGUAUCCCUUUCUUGGAUACAUAGUAUAUUAUAGGAUUACUUACAGUCAUGGAGUUCAAGAAAGAGAAGCU
Messenger RNA from Populus trichocarpa (black cottonwood), 2128 nucleotides. RefSeq names its product putative pentatricopeptide repeat-containing protein At1g12700, mitochondrial. Gene Ontology annotation, molecular function: protein binding. NCBI's taxonomy places the organism in Eukaryota, Viridiplantae, Streptophyta, Magnoliopsida, Malpighiales, Salicaceae. Bases 186 to 1991 code for a protein of 601 amino acids. The transcript is spliced from 2 exons. The record is from RefSeq and is a predicted model, not a curated record.